Dendronephthya gigantea is the source of this 4630-nucleotide messenger RNA. RefSeq names its product ankyrin repeat and SAM domain-containing protein 1A-like. The coding region runs from base 83 to 4342 and encodes 1419 amino acids. The transcript is spliced from 32 exons. The record is from RefSeq and is a predicted model, not a curated record. Gene Ontology annotation, cellular component: cytosol. Gene Ontology annotation, molecular function: protein binding. Lineage: Eukaryota; Metazoa; Cnidaria; Anthozoa; Malacalcyonacea; Nephtheidae.
UAUAUGCGCCUGGCUGACUUAAAAUGGCGUAAAAAAGAAUCGUGUCGUAUUUCUAUGUCAAUUUCGAUCACUCCCGAGUGCCAUGGGCAAGGAACAAGAACUCAUUUUGGCUGCUCAGACUGGAAACUUAGUUCAAAUAGAUAAAAUACUUGGGCAGAGAGCAAAGAAACCCGGCCCACUUCAAAGUAUACGGAAGUCAGUUGGUCCUAACUGUCAGGAUACAAAUGGCUAUACCCCCCUGCAUCAUGCCGCAUUAAAUGGCAAAAGAGAUGCAGUGGAGGCAUUGCUAAAAUAUGAGGCAUCAACAAAUAUUCCUGAUUUUGCAGGUAGUUACCCAUUGCAUUUAGCUGCAUGGAAUGGCCAUGCUGAUGUUGUGGAACUUUUACUCAACCGUGGACCAUCACGUGCCAAUGUAAAUGAACAGAAUAAUAAUAAUGAAACAGCGCUUCACCUGGCUUGUCAAUAUGGCCACAAUAAAGUCAUUGUCGUACUUUUAGAGUGUCAUGGUGAUCCUUACCUACGUAACCUGAAAAAUGAAUCACCAUUAGAUCUCGCUGCUCAAUAUGGACGGUUAGAUGCGGUGAACUGCCUACUUCUGUACUUCCCCGCGUUGGCGAAGAAAACUCUCAGCACUCACUCACCAAUACAUUUGGCAUCAAGAAAUGGACAUUAUAAUAUUGUCAAGUCCUUGAUUGAGAAGGGAAUGCCUGUAAACCUUGAGUCUGAUGAUGGCACACCACUGCACAUCGCUGCUCUUUAUGGCAAAAGUAAUAUCGUCAAACUGCUGUUGCAAUCUGGGGUGGAUAUCAAUAAACACAACAAGCAAGGUUGCACUGUUAUGGAUUUGCUAUCUUCCAACCCGUCUCAAAGAUCUCGCGAAAUAACCGCUUGUAUUUAUACGCAUAUCCAGAAUGAAGAACAAUCUUCAUUUAUUGGAGGAAAGAGUCGAUCAUUAUCAGAGGCAGCCAGUGUACCCUCCACAGGUUAUGAUGCAAUACCACCGCCAAGACCGAUAUCUGAAUUCGGGAACGUUUAUACGACGAAAGUUCAACAAUCUUCUCAUUAUGACGAAGUUCCACCACCUUUGUCAUUGUCGUCUCGAGGAGCAGCGAAUGACAUUCGAAACACCUCAGAGGCUGCAGUAACUGACGCUUACGACACAGUACCAUCAAGGCCGUUCCGAGAGAACAGCUUUCAAACUCGACAACCUCAGUUUACCAGACAAACAAGCUACGAUGAAGUUCCAAAGCCACGGGCCGCAAACGCCCCGACCUCUCUUCGGACAAGGAUGCCUUCCUCGCCGGCAAGUUACGAUUUCGUUCCUCCUCCACGACAAGCACCCGAAUCAAAUAUUCCUGUUGAAAGUACCUACGGCCUUGUCAAUCGACCUCAAUCGUUAACACUCGGUUCAUCCCAAUACCAAGUUCCGGUAAAUAACUCCGCACAACCCGUAAAUAGCAUUUACGGAGUUGUAAAUUUGGGCAGAAAUCAAAGCUCGACAAUGCCUGCCAAAGUUCCGAGCAAAUACGCGUUGCUGAAUUACUCGGGCAACGGACUAGAUCAGAGCCAACCUGUGAAUAGUGUAUACGGAGUAGUUCAACCGUCAAUGGGAGGUUCUGGGCAUACAUCUGAACAGGCCGGUCCACAGUACCCGGUUUCUACUGAAAGGCAAAACUAUCAUGCCACUUCCUCGUGGCCGGCAGGAGAACAGUCGCAGGGACCGCCGGUUUCGCCCCGAAAAAAUGCUUUGGAUCGAAGCAACUCGGUCCCAGCUCCCGACAAUACAUACGAGUUCGUUGAACUUCCACGGGUGGGCUCCCUUUCACGGGGUAGCCAAUCAAAUCCGAUAUCAAUUCCUUCUCAGCAUCGUUCUUUGCCCCGGACAACGGAUUACGACACGGUUGUGUCGCCUCCCUCGAGGCGUGCCGACCCGAUCGGAGCUGCCAUUUCGCCGGAUGGAAACUUCGGCCAAAAAAGAGAAGAAGAUAGGAAAGAAGGUGAUGGGUUAGCCAGGGGCUCGCCGGAGAUCCGAAGUGAUCCAGAAGGCGCAAAGAAACGAGAUGUGCAGUCUCCCAGUACACACAGAGAUGUACCGGAUUAUGAAAAUGUUGUUCUUCCGAAUCGGACUGGAAGUAUGAGUUCCGGAAAGGAAACGGUCUAUGAAAAUAUGCCUGCGAUAACGCCUCCCUCGUAUGAAUAUAAUAUCCCUAGAUCUUACUCAAAAACGUCAGCCGCAGUCGCUAGCUGUACCUCGAGUGAAGAAGAUAGGUCGUCCCCAGUGAAGGACAUGAAUACAAGUCAAGCUUCGAGUGCUUCCAAUUCCUACUCAGGUUCCCCGUCGUCCGAACGUCGGACGACGGAUUACGAGAAUGUCGAACUCCCGUUCCGGAGUCCUUCUUCUCGUGGCAGUCCGUCGUCGCAACGAUCUCGUAAUGCGUAUGAGAUAUUACCCCCUCAUAUCCUCCACGCUCCCAUUGAACCAGGAAGUCCAAAGCCUGAUGCUCAAGGCAGAAUAAGGCCACCGAUACCCAAACCAUAUCGCGAUGCACGAAAAUCACUACCGGAUGCUCAAAACGUCGAGGAUGAUUAUUGUACAUUGAGAGAAGCUUUAUCGGAAGUCACCAGUCCGACAAGAGAGUACAUGUCGCCAGAUCCGCCAUUUUCCCCACCUUCGCCGUCAACAGCGCGGGACGUUCUUCUCCACGCGUUCGCAGCGAGAACCGACACCGAUUCAGGGGGAAGCGACGAAAGCAGCCGUAGAAGUUCGGGCUGUGGCGAUGCGGGAACCCGACCGCGAACACUUAAAUACGAAAACGUUAUGUUUGAUAAGCCUUCGCCGAGUAGUUCAUCAGGGGAGUCUGGUGGCGAGAGUCGUCAAGGACAGUUCACGGAAAACUUCAGAUUGAGUUCCGUGAGUGAUGGACCAAUGAAUGAAUAUGAAGAAUGGAAGAAAAUAGAGCGCUUUAUGAAUAUCCUGGGUGAGGAAAUUGUAGAGGAGCGGAAAGAAGCGGAACAAAUGACAAGCGAAGUAGGAAAAUGGUUGAAUGGUUUUAAUCUUGGACUUUACGAAUCAUAUCUGCUAGCAAAUGGUUUUGACGAUCUAGAAUUCCUGGCUGGCGGGAUUCUCGAAGAACAGGAUCUUCUUGAGAUGGGCGUUCUCGAUCCUGAUUAUAGAAAAACAAUUAUAGACCAUGUUGGCGAACUCUCUUUACCACCACGUGUGGGUCAAAAUGGGUUUGAGCCAAAGACUGUAGAAGAAUGGUUGAAUACGUUACACUUAGAUGAUUAUCUAGAUAUUUUUCAUCAGAAAGGUUAUGACAAAAUGGACCGAAUAAAACAGAUGUGGGAAUUGGAGAUGGAGUCUGUACUAGCGAUACACACACUUGGUCAUAGAAAACGAAUUCUGGCUUCCUUACCACAAGUGAAACGCAGGGAUACCAUGGUCGUAUCCGCGGAGGAUAUCAAGGAUCGCCUUGCUGAAAUCGAUGUGUUUGGUGGAGAACCCCGCCGCGACACUUUGGACAUGUUUAAUCCUAGUCCAGGAAUGCAUGAAUGGAGAAAUAGGGGUUCAACAUCACCAGAAUCAACCUCGAUUCAGCAGGAAGAGGCGUUGAGGAUUCAACAAGCGCUACUCAAUGAAGGCCAACGACCGCAAAGCUACGAUCAAGCGCAAGUUCAACAGUCCGGACAGCGGGAGCCAGAAAGACCGCCUCGAAAUGAAGAGCAACGAUCUAACCAACAACAAUCUCAACAACAAAGGCUGCAACAAUCCGACGGCGCUGUUCCAGUAGCGCCUCCUAGGCGAAAAAAAUCCAAGCAGAAAACUGCAAACCAAGAUCAGAAAAAUGACCAGUCCAAUAUUCAGAGGCAACCAAGUCUUCCAUCACCUCCGCAUUGGCUUCAUCCUCCCGAAGCUUUGCUUAAAGGAAAUGUCAACUACACUACCCGGUACUUGGGUUCUCACUUUAUCAAGGACGUAAUCGGAGAAUCUUCAACGAUAGAAGCCUGCAGGAAGAUGAGGAUGUCAACACAAAAACUACAAAAAAUUCCUGCAGUGAUAUUAUCAAUUUCCGUAACAGGAGUUAGGUUUAUUGACGCUCGCUCUAGGAUUGCAAUCAGUUCGCACUAUGUGCACAAUAUAUCCUACUGUACCCAAGAUCUAGAAGAUCGUUCUGUGCUCGCAUAUAUCGCCAAAGAUCAGAAAGCCAAUGCACAUUACUGUCAUGUAUUCAAAGCUAAUAGUCCGGCUAUAUCUGACGAAAUUGUUAUGACAUUGGGCCAAGCCUUCGAGCUUGCCUUCGAGCAGUAUUCCCACGCACAAUAUACCAGCGGCCAUAAAUGAACGCCUACUUGUAGUCCUCGUAACUGAAUAGAUAGUCUAUUGUAAUAAAGUCAUAUAUAAUAAUAACGUCAUAAAUAUAUAAAUCAUGCAAUUAUAUGUAAAUCAAAUAAUCUUUCGUCACGAGAACAGUUUGCCUUCAGUGAAUGUAACCUUUGUAAUUUAACCCAUAAUAUGAAGUGAACACCUAUUUUUUAUUUCUUCCAAAGAGUAAAUGAAUGCGUAAAGGCAGUUGCCAGCUAAUGAGACAGCCUUUGAAUAUUUUUAUAUGUAAACAAAAAGAAAUAAAUA